AUGAUCAGUGUUGUUGUGCUGCUGAUGUCCUCCAUGGCCAUGGCCUGCAACGUAUUCAACGGGAGUUGGCUCUACGACGAGUCGUACCCGCUCUACGAUUCAUGGAGUUGCCCCUUCAUUCACGGCGACUUCGACUGCCUCCGCUUCGGCCGCCCCGACACAUCCUACCUCAAGUUCCGGUGGCAGCCCGCCGGCCCAUGCCACCUUCCGAGGUUUGAUGGUGUGGACUUGAUGAAGAGGUUGGAAGGGAAGAAGAUAAUGUUCGUGGGAGACUCAUUGAGUGUGAAUCAGUAUGAUUCGUUGCUGUGUUUGCUUCAUGCGGCUUCCCCCAACUCCACCUUCAUCAGAUCACAACACGACUUCCUCUGGGGAGUCGUUUUUGAGGAAUACAACGUGACAGUGAUGUACUACAUGUCGCAUUACUUGGUGGACGUGGUGGUGGAGAAGAUUGGGCGAGUGCUAAAUCUGGACACCAUAAGAAGUGGGGCCGACUGGCUCAUCGCAGACGUCCUCAUAUUCAACACGUGGCACUGGUGGCCGGCCACCGGCGUCCAUCAACAAUGGGACUACGUGCGAGAUGGCAACCGGACACUUAAGGACAUGGACAGGACUGCGGCCUUCUCCAAAGCAGUGUCGACCUGGGCCAACUGGGUCGAGUCAAACGUCAACCCUUCCACCACCCGAGUCUUCUUCCAAGGGAUCUCCCCGGUUCACAUCGGUGGAGAAGAGUGGGGUGAGAAUGGAAGCACCUGUGAAGGACAAACAGAGCCAUCGAAUCCAUCAGCAUACUACGCAGGUCCAGUUCCACAGGAAGCCAUAGUGAAGAAGCUGUUGAGUAACAUGACGAAGCCAGUGUACCUGUUUGACAUCAGCUAUCUCUCGCAGCUUCGGAAGGAUGCUCACCCAUCCAAGUAUAAUGGCGUCAACUCUACGAAUGAUUGCAGCCAUUGGUGUAUUGCUGGCCUACCCGAUACCUGGAACCAGCUACUGUAUGCAGCUCUUAUCCAUCGUAUAUGAGACGAUUAAUG
Messenger RNA from Musa acuminata subsp. malaccensis (wild Malaysian banana), 1028 nucleotides. Its product is annotated as protein trichome birefringence-like 37. NCBI's taxonomy places the organism in Eukaryota, Viridiplantae, Streptophyta, Magnoliopsida, Zingiberales, Musaceae. Gene Ontology annotation, cellular component: Golgi apparatus. Gene Ontology annotation, molecular function: O-acetyltransferase activity. The record is from RefSeq and is a predicted model, not a curated record.